UAGCUAGUUAGUACACUGACUAAUUAACUAUUAACCAGCUAGCUGGAAAAACGUCCAUAUUUCACGGUAACCUCUUGCUGCCGUUUGAAGUGACGUCAAUCAAACUCCUUUCAGCAGCGAGAGGCUGAACAUGGAGCAGUUUAGUUCAACUGUAAAAUUUCUCGUUGAGAAAUUGCUGCAGAAACAGCAAAGAGACUACGAUCAGAUAAUAGAGACACUCAUCUGUGAAGUCCCUGGUCCAGAUAAUUGCCCCGAGACACCAGAUCCACAGCUUGAGGAAUGUGCCAUCCAGUUGUGGAACUGGGCAAUUGCUAAGAGUGUGGAUGAAACUAUAAGUAAACUACAGAAAGCCAAAGUGCGUCAUGUAGCAUGCAGUCUGCUGUACUGUUGUGAACCUGAGAAUCCAACAGAGGGCAUCAUCCGCAAACAGAUCCUGGCAAGUACUACUAUGGCCAGUAAAACAGGAAGAACCUGGCUGGACUGCAAAAAUCCUCAGAUGGCAGACAGCUUUCUAAAACGUGCUGUCACGAGCCUGGAAACUCUCUAUAGCCAACUUACCUCCAGAGCUGAUGGAGCAGGUGACGCCACUUUAUCCAAGGGGGAUGUGGAGAAGGAUCUUCUUCGAAUUCUCUCAUGUCAGGCAGAAUCGGCCAUAAGUCAGGGGAAGAACCAUGAGGCUGUGGUCUGUAUGCAGCGCUGUAAAGACAUGCUCCUGCGACUUCCAAAAGAUACUGCAUACAUCUCCAUUACGUGCUACAACUUCGGAAUAGAUGCUUACAAUCUGGGAAAGUUGGAGGACAGUGCUUUUUGGUUGAGCCAAAGCUAUGAAAUUGGGAAAAUGAAUUUGAAGUACGCACCUGAACCAGAAAUGAAGGCCAAGGUGUUACGCUUCCUUGCCACUGUGUAUUUAGAGUCGGACUGUCAAAGGUCUCAUGAGAAGGCUCUAAGCGCUGUCAACCUAGCCAACAAGGAAUGUGCCAGUGUCGCUGGGCUGUACUUAAAGAUUAGAGUACUCUUGAGAUCUGGGGCCUCCGACGAUCAUAUCAGAGCAGGACUUAAUGAGAUGUUGGAGUCUGCAGUUCCUCUUGAAGUGUGUCUGAACACAGUGCGACUACUCAUGUCUGAGGACAGAGAAAGUCUGGCAUUUGAGCAUUUGAGAUGUGUAUGCUGUCACUUUGACUCAUCCCCUGACCUGGGAACUGCUCUCGUCCUUCAUAUUGAGCUACUACUCCAGAGAGGCAAGGAUCUGUUGUGCAAACAGAAGAUAGAGGAUAUUAUUACAGGCCACUACACAGGAAAACAACUGACUUCGCAGGCCCUCACAAGUCUCCAUGUGAUGCUGUGGGAUAAAGCAUCUAAACACUUUGAGAAUAAGAACUAUGCUGAAGCCCUGCAGUGGUACAACUUCUCCCUAAGCUUCUUUAAGGGAGGCCAAAUAGAUCCUAACCUAGCCAAACUACAGAGGAACAGAGCUUCCUGUUUCCUGCAACUCAAGCAACUGGAAAAGGCCAAAGAUGCAAUUAUGGAAGUAGAGAGAUGUGAUCCUGACAGCAUCUUCACUCACUUCAGCGUUUACAAAAUUGCAGUCCAGGAGAACAAUGUGAAGAAAGCUGCAGAGGCAGUUAAUGCAAUGGGACGUCUGGCCAAGAUUCCUGUUUCCAGUAAGGACACGAUCCUUGUGUCUGAGGACGCCUCCUCUAAUCUUCUCAGUCUGGCUGCUCAGAUUGCUUUAGAGAAUGAGCAGGAGGACAUUGCUAUGAAAGCCCUGGAGAGUUUGUGUGAAAACUCCAAAGAUGAUGCUCAGGUUCUGACUGCUCUCAGGUGUUUGGUUCGACUUGUGCUCACCACAAUAGAGAAAUCAGGGGAUGAAACAAGGAAUGCGAACUUGGAUACCCUGCUGUUAUAUCUGAAAACAGCUCUGCAGAAAAUUUCACAUCGGUCCAACAUGACUGUUAAACAGUGCACAGAAGAAGCUAACUGGUUCAGGAAGAUUGCUUGGAACUCAGCUUUGCAGUGCGAGAGCAGCCCUGACAGAAUGAGGAAUUUCUUUGUGCUCUCUUACCAGCUCUCCCAGCUGUGCCCUCCUGAUCGCACGCUGCUCAUGGGCCAGAAGACUUGUCUGCUAAUGGCUGCCGCUGCAACUUUGGAGCUCUGCAGGAAGUCUCCUCACUCUGAUCAGACUGAGGAGCUGACUCAGGCUUUGGAGCACAUUCAGAUCUGUUGGGAAGUCUGGAGAAGCCUGAAAACAUCUGGAAACUUCUCAAUGGACCCAACAAACACACUGCUGCUGCUGUACGAAUUUGAGGCUCGUGCUAAGCUGAACGACCCCAAGCUGGAGACCGUACUGGAGUCUGUCCUGGAGCUUGAACAUGUUGACACCAAAGUGCUAGAGACCAUUGCAGCCUUAGCCAUGGAGCCUCCAUCCCACUUCCCACUGCUGUGUAAGAAGGCCUUGAGGGCUGCUCUCUCCCUGCACAAGAAACAACCACAGACUGACCUGGCUCGCUGCAGCAAGUGCGUUCACAGCCUCAUCAAGCUGUCCCUCCCAAGUGGUGUGACAGAAGUGGAGGCCCAUGUGCUCGAGGAGGUGUGGGACUACUACGAGGAGGCCCUGUCCAUCAUUGCAGCCGCACCAGAUGACUUCCCAGAGAUGGAGACCUUGUGGCUGCUGACUCGGGCUUGGAACACAGGGAUAUUACUGUACAGCCUGACUCAGUAUCCGGAGGCUGAAAAGUGGUGUGGCCUCGCCAUGAGCUUCAUCCGUCACCUGGGAUCCCUGAAGGAGAGCUAUGAGGUGCAGCUGUCUGAGCUCUACAGUGAAAUCCUGGACAGAUUGGACAAAGCGAAGAACAGCCACAUCAUGGAGGAAUAAAAAUGGAAGCAGGCCGAUUUAAAGUAAAAAGCUUAUGAAUUUAAGUUGAUUUAGCUUGUUGGAAAGCAUGUUCUAGUUAAAAAAAUAUUGUAAUGUUUGACAAGCUGUUGCUGAAUAACAGGGGCCUCAGUGGUUGAGAUAUGGCACAUUUGUUCGAGUUCAUUUCACCUCAGCCUACGUUGCUAAUAAAGGCUAAAACACUCUUAUUGGAAAUGUUUUAGUAAUUCUAAUAAUUAAACUGCUUUCAAAGCCAGUCAGUUAAAGUGGAAUAACAACCACAUCAAAAAAAUCUUAACUGAGUCACAUAUUUUAUUUUCAAACAAAUAAACUCUUGUCAAGUCCCAAAAUAAAACCCAAACAAAAGUUGCAGGACUGUUCCCUCAUGACUAGGACAGGAAGACCAUGAGGCCAAGCGUCCUUGCUGUACCACCUGCAGUGACAGGAAGGAAACUACUGUACAAUCAAAGGGUUCAUGUUUGCAAGCACUUACUGCACAGAUGUGCUAUAACAUAAACAUCAUCACCCAAAAGUACAAACAAGAACCCUGACCCCCUCCCAACCCAAAAAAUAAAAGCAUAUAUGUCAUUUCUCUCAUCAGAACAAAGACCCUCAUCAGUUAUACACACACAGAGGCAUUCAGGUUCCAUCUUGUUAUAUAGCACGGCCUGAAAGGAAAGAGUAAAAUGAAAUCAAGUUCUUUGGGCUUUGAUAUGGCUGACUGAGGUAUGAAUACCACACACGUUAACAGUCAGCUGUAUUUCAACUAAACACCCGAGAGGAAGGAGAAGUCUAAACUUCUAUUGAUGUAUUGAUCAAUGCUCCUGGAUUCUGUGAUACUGUUUAGGUUUCGAUCUGCAUCUCUUUUAAAUUAUUUUACAAUAUAGUUUUUAAACUCUAUACACCCAGACACGUUCCACAAGAAAUCACACGUAGACAGGCCCUACUUGAGGGAACUGAUUUCCCGACUGACUAGUUAAGUGUUCCAAUAGGCAUUUGUAGAGAAAUACCGACAAUACAGCACAUUUGUAUGGAAAUUAUAUCUCAAGAGUAGCUCAAACUUUACUUACCUGACAUUUGUGGUCUAUAAAACAUGUCUGUCCCAGUUUGAAUCACACAUGCAUGAAGCACAGGUGAGGGGGAUCUGCUGAGGGCUUAUUUACAUUGUACAGCUACCACACCCUUUGAAACAGUCUGCAAGCAGUUUAUAAAUGGCUCUGUUCCCUUCGGUUAUUCCCUGAACUCUGGUUUUGACACAGGUAAUGACAGCUGGUUUAGCAGUGGUGCCUGGCAGGUGUGCACACCUGUUCAGAAAAUGCCUGCAGGUACAGGUGCUCUGUGGGUGGGAGAGAGUCGGGGACCCAGAGGUCUAGUUUACCACUUCCUGUUGGGUCUGGCUCUCUAAGGAGGAAAAAAAAAUCCUUUGCACUCGUCAAAACAAAAAAAAAGCUGAGGAGGAGAACAAGAGUGUUCACAGCAUCGGGGGCCAUCAUACUCCUCCUUCCAAUGCUUUUAAAAAGAGCGCCCAGGGGUCAAGAGAAAGACCGUUGGCCUUGAACAACUUCCGGCCUCCAGAUAGAGAGAAGACGCAUAAUCCAACCUGACUACACUGUUCCGUUUAAAACACCUUUAACCAAACAACAGUACUGCAUCUACUUGUUCAUGCUAUAAACUGUGUGUCAUUGCUCAAACCCGUUUCUUCAGUCGCACGGGAAAUGGUAUCUACGUUACGAUUCCUGAUCCUGGUCUAACUCAACCCAGACACACUAAACAGCUCAACACAGUGGUCCAGCACCUGCCAACAACAGAUUUAUCAAGAAUUUAUGUUUAGAGAUACACAAAGCAUACAGGUUUAAUCAAACCCAACUUUAGUGUUUUUGGUAGGGGCACAGGGGGACAAUUCAAAACAGGUUAUACUGACUCUUUAAUUGUUAGGACAUCCAAUACAAUUAUUGUCUUGUUCUACCCGUUUUAAGGCCACCACCAUGGCGGCAGAUAGGACAGUACCAUGUGACCAUUUAAUCAGAAGAGAAUCCUCUUGGAAGGCAGAGAGUGUAAUAGGGUGGUCUGCUGCUCAACGUGAGUUAGGAGGCUCUGGCUGUCCAAAUCGUAAUUAAAUGGCCAAAUUUCACACACACACACACA
Molecule: messenger RNA, 5014 nt
Organism: Betta splendens (Siamese fighting fish)
Lineage: Eukaryota; Metazoa; Chordata; Actinopteri; Anabantiformes; Osphronemidae
Gene: tex11
Product: testis expressed 11
Exons: 29
Coding region: 131-2872 (913 amino acids)
Biological process (GO): meiotic cell cycle
Molecular function (GO): protein binding
Source: RefSeq, a predicted model, not a curated record